Messenger RNA from Biomphalaria glabrata, 2016 nucleotides. Its product is annotated as multiple epidermal growth factor-like domains protein 11. The transcript has 17 exons. Gene Ontology annotation, molecular function: scavenger receptor activity; protein tyrosine phosphatase activity. The record is from RefSeq and is a predicted model, not a curated record. Gene Ontology annotation, biological process: protein dephosphorylation. Lineage: Eukaryota; Metazoa; Mollusca; Gastropoda; Planorbidae.
AUGCCGUCUACAAGAUGUGACAAUGGCGGUUUUGGGCUCAACUGUACUCAAAGAUGCCCAGUCAACUGUCUGAAUAAUACAUGUGACCCUUUCAAUGGAACCUGUCAGGCGUGUGAGGCUGGAUUUACUGGUGAAACAUGUAACACGAUGGCUUAUGUAAAGUAAGUUUUUUUCACCAUGUGUUGUUGAUCUCUCAAAGUUUGCCCUGAUGGAGCUUGGGGUAUCAACUGUACUCAGAAUUGUAGUAGUAACUGUAAAAAGGAAUCCUGUAACAAAACAGAUGGACUAUGUCCAGACGGAUGUAAAGCUGGAUAUAAGUCACCUAACUGUACAGAAGAUUGUGAUAAUUAUCACUGGGGAGAAAACUGUCAAAAUAAUUGCAGCAGCAACUGUCAGACUGAAACGUGUGACAGAUUUAAUGGCACUUGUCACAGUGGCUGUCAAGCUGGAUACCAACUUCCUAAUUGCACUGAAGAAUGUGAAUCAACAAAAUUUGGAGGAAAUUGUACCAAUGAUUGCUCCAUAAACUGCACUCAUCAGCAUUGUCAUCAUGUCAAUGGGACAUGUCAUACGUGCAUCCCUGGCCACAGAGGAGAACAAUGUGAUCAAUAUUGCAAUGAAACAACUUUUGGACAAAACUGUUCCUCCCCAUGUUCUACCAAAUGUACUGAUCAGAAAUGCGAUCCUAUCAAUGGAACUUGCAACGCUUGCGAUCCUGGUUACCAUGGAGACUUGUGUAAUGAAACAUGUGAGCCAACAACGUUUGGAGAAAAUUGUGCCGCUAAUUGCUCCUUGAACUGCGUCAAUCAUACUUGUCACCAAGUCAAUGGAACAUGUCACGAGUGCUAUCCUGGUUACAGAGGAGAACAAUGCGAUCAAUUAUGUAAAAAUACAAAAUAUGGACAAAAUUGUUUGAAGAAUUGCUCUAUCAACUGUACUCACCAAAAUUGUCAUCAUGAUAACGGAAGUUGUAUUUCGUGUGAUCCUGGUUACCAUGGAGAUUUGUGUACAGAAGAGUGCUCAAACAAAACAUACGGUCAUAGCUGUGCCAAGACAUGCAGUGCUACAUGUAAAACCAAGUCCUCUGUUACCUGCCAUCAUGUCACGGGGCGAUGCCUCACUGAGUGUGAAGACGGUUACUCGGGGCAAUUUUGUGAAAGCCAAGACUCUGGUCUAGACUCGUCUCAAGUUGGCGCUAUUGUUGGAAGCAUUAUGGCCGUCAUCCUUGUCGCUGUGCUAGUUGCUGUGGGGGCAAUACUUUGGAAGCGCAGAUAUCAAAAGAAACCAGAAACCACUAAAAGUGAUGAAGUUAUGCACAUGGACAACAUACGAGAGAAGGCUGGGCAAGACACUGCGGGAGAUUCAACGUAUCUGAAUGUAGCUGGGAUGGCGACAAACACGAAGAUUGCUGUCGAAGCUCUAAAUAAAUACAUCCAUUCUCACUCAGAUGCCUUUUUUACUGAACAAUAUAAGUACUAUCAAAUGUAUAAUAUAAAAUGUAGAUUCAUUCUUCCAAUGCAUACACACAUUUCAGACGAUCACUCCCGAGUUCACUUGAAGAUCAACACAAACAAGUCGGAGGGAGACUACAUCAACGCCUCCUACGUCAGAGACAGUCACAACGACGUGAAAUUCAUUGCGGCUCAAGGACCAUUCGGUGCAGUGGUGAACGACUUUGUCCGAAUGUUGUGGGAACAGAAAGUUGAGAAAGUGGUCAUGCUGACAAACUUGAUCGAAGAAGGAAAACCAAAGUGUGACAAGUACUGGCCAGACAGUGGGAACACGUCGUUUGGAGAGAUUACGGUCAAACUAAAAGACACACAAAUACUCGCUGACUACGUGAUCAGGAAAAUAGAACUGGAAAAGAGCGAUGCACCUACUCAAAUUUUGACUCACUAUCACUUCACUUCCUGGCCUGAUCAAGGCGUGCCCGUGACUCCCUGGGCUCUGGUAGAUUUUGAACAACGAGUUGACAUCAACAGCAGUACAGCACCUGUUAUUGUACACUGUAGGUGA